AUGGGCCGAAGCCAUCGUCUUGGUGGCUUCCUGGGUGUUGUUUGCAAGGAUAAAAGAGCCACCCAGCGGCAUGUCCCGAGGUCCCUAGCCUCCAGCCCCACCUCGUCUACCAUCCAAACUUCCACAAUCCUUAGACUUAAAUAUUUAUCUCAGCCCCACUCCUUUAGUACAGACCGUACCGCCGCCAACAUGAUGCUCAAAGCUGCCUGGAUUCUUGUGGCCUCCCUUUUCAUCGGCAAGUCCGCUGAGCUUGCCGUCCCAUACACCAAGCAAGACCCAUCUUCGUACGACCAAUACCGGCCGGGCGGCAAGCCAGGCCCUAUCCCCUGGUCAGGACAGCCCGGAAGCGACUCGAGCUCCCAAAACGGCACUGUCCAAGAUGCCGCCAGGAAGCAGGGUACUCCGGAUGAGACGGCCGAGGAGCCAUACAAGAAGGGGUCGUACGGGUCCUACCAGCCCCAGCCGGCCAAGAAGUGGGCCGGCGACGGGAGCGAUCUCGAGGGCAAGCCGGGCGCCGAAGACUCGGGCGCCUCCGGGGCCUGGUAUCCCGCGCCCCAGAACGGGACGGUCGCGAGUGCCGAGAAGAAGCAGCCCGGAUCCUCGCAAUCCGUACAACGCCACCUCGCGCGGCUGGAACGGCACGGGAUGUACGCCGCUCCUGUGUUCUCCUCGCUGAACGCCCUGCCCUCCGCUGACAUGCCUCCGUUCCUCGGGCCGCGCUGCGCAGCCUCGGCCACGAGCCGCCCGGGAGAGAAGCUCGAGGACCCGUCCAAGCAGCCGUACUCUGAGGCCCCGGGGCCGCCGGUCGACGGCGACGCCCAGUCGCCUACCUCCAAGGGCCCGUUCGGCCACAACGACGACUCGCACAAGCUCCCUCAGCCCAUCUACCAUCCCGUCUCCUCUCCCAAGCCCACUUACCCCGACUCCGCCCGCCGGGUAAGCACCAGCCGCGGCCACGAGGCCUUGCGUUUGAGCGCUGGCGAGGCUGGGGUGGCCCCGGGGAGUCCUCGAGCCCGACCGGGGCGGGCAGACCUUUCGCUCGCGGGAUCCCAGCUCAGCGACAUCCGCUCCGCCGCGAACCGCAUGGCCGCCCCCACACGCCGACCGCGCAGACACCUCCCGGCGCACAUCACCACCGCCCCCGCCCGCCCCGGCCCACCCGCCCCCUGCUCGGCGCCGCCCGCGCUCGACCGGCUCCCCCGCCCGGCCGGCCCGCGCUGGGCCUUCAGCCCCACCGCACUCACCGUCGCCGUCCCCGCCCAGGCCUCGCCCAUGCUGCCCGCACGCCCCGCGACCGCCCGCUGGGCCGCCCCCGAGUUCCUCCUCUACUGCGCCGUCCUCGCCGCCGCCCUCCUCGCCAUCGUCCAUGCCGCCCUCCGCCUCUCCUCCCCCGCACACCCCAACUACGCCCGCUUCCAGCACAGACUGUCGCCCGGCUGGAUCCGCGGCCGCAUGGUCGACAACUCGGACAUGCAGUACCGCCGCUUCCGGCUCGGGCUGCCCAAGCUGGUCCUGCUCGCGACCGCGUAUCUGUGUCUGUGGCCGCUCGUCCGCCGUCUGGGCGCCCGCCGCAAGGACGUCCAGACCGUCGCCGCCGCGGCCAUCCUGGCCGCCCUGCACGGCGCAUCCGCCGCCAAGAUCCUCGCCCUCCUGGCGCUCAACUUCCGCCUCGCCCGGCUGCCCCUGAAGCCCCGGGCCGCCAGCGCGCUCGUCUGGACGGCCAACCUUGCCGUGCUGUUCGCGAACGACUACUGGGACGGCUACCGCUUCGCCGCCCUCGCCCCCGCCCUCGCCGUCCUCGACGAGCCGCCGUUCAAGGGCCUCAUCCCCCGCUGGCAGAUCGGCUUCAACAUCUCCUCCCUGCGCCUGAUCUCGUACGCCCUGGACUACCAAUGGGCCGCCCAAGAGGGCUUCGCCGCCGCCCCCACCGACGCGGAGCCCGAGGCCGAAAAAGAACGCGUCCGGGCCGCCCGGAGCGCCGCAGAGUACGACUUCCAGCAAUACUUCAACUACGUGUGCUACCCGCCGCUGUACAUCGCCGGCCCGAUCCUGACGUUCAACAACUACGUCUCCCAGCGGCCCCGGACGAUCACCGCGCCGGCCGUCCUCGGAUACACCGUGCGCUUCCUCGUGUGUCUGGCCGUCCUCGAAUGCAUCCUGCAUUACAUGUACGUCGUGGCCAUCAAGGACAGCCAAGGGUGGCAGGGCGACUCGCCGCUCGAGCUGGGCGUGAUCGGCUACUGGAACCUGAUCAUCAUCUGGCUCAAGCUGCUGAUUCCGUGGCGCUUCUUCCGCCUCUGGGCGCUCCUCGACGGCAUCGACCCGCCGGAGAACAUGAUCCGGUGCAUGUCGAACAACUUCUCGACGCUCGAGUUCUGGCGCAGCUGGCACCGGAGCUACAACCUGUGGAUCGUCCGAUACCUGUAUGUGCCGGUGGGCGGCGCGCGGAACAUGGUCCCCGCGACCGUGCUGGUGUUCACGUUCGUGGCGCUGUGGCACGACCUGUCGCUGAAGCUGCUGACGUGGGGGUGGCUGGUGAGCCUGUUCGUGCUCCCGGAAGUCCUGGCCAAGCGCGUCUUCGCCGCCCACCCCUGGCGCGAGCGGCCCUGGUUCAGACACCUCGUGGCGCUCGGCGGCGCCGCCAACGUGCUCUCCAUGAUGAGCGCCAACCUCGUCGGCUUCUCCAUCGGCGUCGCGGGCGUGCAGAUGAUGUGGCGCGAGCUGCUCGGCUCCUGGGCCGGCCUGCAAGUGCUCGCCGCCAUCCUCGUCGUCGUCUUCUGCGCCGUCCAGGUCAUGAUCGAGUACCGAGCGGCCGAGGCGCGCGAAGGCAUCCAGCGCAAAUGCUGA
This is a messenger RNA of Puccinia triticina, 2847 nucleotides long. RefSeq lists its product as uncharacterized. The record is from RefSeq and is a predicted model, not a curated record. Gene Ontology annotation, biological process: GPI anchor biosynthetic process. The coding region runs from base 1 to 2847 and encodes 948 amino acids. Gene Ontology annotation, cellular component: endoplasmic reticulum. Lineage: Eukaryota; Fungi; Basidiomycota; Pucciniomycetes; Pucciniales; Pucciniaceae. The transcript is spliced from 17 exons.